Molecule: messenger RNA, 1878 nt
Organism: Clupea harengus (Atlantic herring)
Lineage: Eukaryota; Metazoa; Chordata; Actinopteri; Clupeiformes; Clupeidae
Gene: ptpa
Product: protein phosphatase 2 phosphatase activator
Biological process (GO): mitotic spindle organization
Cellular component (GO): cytoplasm; nucleus; protein phosphatase type 2A complex
Molecular function (GO): peptidyl-prolyl cis-trans isomerase activity; protein tyrosine phosphatase activator activity
Source: RefSeq, a predicted model, not a curated record
CUGGGUUCUGUGCUCUCAAGACAGUCGACCGCAAGGGUGCGCACUUACAAAAGAAAGCUAUUGCGUUCUUGUCAGGUUUUGUAUACCUCUGGUGAAAGUUGAAAGGUGACGUCAGACACACCCCUCUCCUCUAAUAAACAUGGCGGAGACUGAGAAGCAGUCAGGCUCCUCCCCUGAAGAUGACGCCCCUCUCAUCCCUCUUAAUUUCGACUUCAUGAUCCCAAAGAAGGAGAUCAGCAUGGUCCCUGACAUGGGAAAAUGGAAGCGCUCUCAGGCUUAUGCUGAUUACAUGGGAUUUGUUCUGACUUUGAACGAAGGCAUUAAGGGAAAGAAACUUUCAUGUGAAUACAAAAUGUCCGAGACAAUACAUAAGCUUCUGUCUUUGCUGAACACUUUGGAUCAGUGGAUCGAUGAGACGCCUCCUAUGGAUCAGCCCUCACGGUUUGGCAAUAAAGCAUACAGGACCUGGUAUGCCAAGCUAGAGCAGGGGGCCGAAGCUUUGGUUUCUACGCUGAUCCCUGAAGACCGAAAGGCAGCGGUUCCUGAGGUAGCUGUUUAUCUGAAGGAGGCGGUGGGGAACUCCACCAGAAUAGAUUAUGGCACAGGUCAUGAGGCGGCUUUCGCGGCGUUCCUUUGCUGUCUGUGUAAGAUCGGAGUGCUGCGCGUGGAUGACCAGCUGGCAAUUAUUUUCCAAGUGUUUGACAGAUAUCUCAGAGUGAUGCGGAAGCUGCAGAAGACCUACCGGAUGGAGCCGGCUGGCAGUCAGGGCGUUUGGGGACUCGAUGACUUCCAGUUUCUGCCCUUCAUCUGGGGAAGCGCCCAGCUCGUAGACCAUCCCACACUGGAGCCCAGGCACUUUGUGGACGAUAAGGCUGUGAAUGAGCACCACAAGGACUACAUAUUUCUGGAGUGCAUCAAAUUUAUAAACGAAAUGAAGACGGGCCCGUUUGCUGAGCACUCCAACCAGCUCUGGAACAUCAGCGCUGUACCCACCUGGUCCAAAGUCAACCAAGGCCUCAUCAGAAUGUACAAAGCUGAGUGUCUUGAGAAGUUCCCCGUCAUCCAGCACUUCAAGUUCGGCAGCCUGCUCUCCAUCCAGCCCACAAAGUCUUGAGUCCCGCGCCACCCCCACCCCCACCCCCACCCCCACCCCCAAGCUGGCAGUGCCCAUGUGGAGGGCACAAGAACAGCCCUUACAGAGAAAGAUGCCCUGUCGGCCUUCCACACGCUCAAACUCAUCUUAGUAGCACCCAAGCAACACUCUGACAGCUCUGUCUCUGUAGCCACCUCAACCCCUUCGGCAAAUGUCUCCGUGUUCAACCCUGUUCAGUUAGUCCAUCCAUUAGCACCACCCGUGGAAAGAGUAUAUUUUAGAGAAGCCCGAUCGCCCUGACAUUCUUUUGUAUGUGAGCGUGUGUCUUGCAUUCGAGGAGGUUUUGAGUUCCUCAGCUGCGCAAUAAUGUGUGGUAAAAUAUACCAUAUUGUUUUGUUUAUUUAUGUGGGUGUACCCAUUCAGAUAUGAUCUGCUAUAAAUGAUAUAUUUAGGCUUGUUGGUGAACACACCAACUGACCUGAUGUCCUCAUACUAUUCUUUUGCUCACCGAGUUCCGAUAAGGUGCUUUUUAAAAAGGCCAAGUUCCUUUGGUGUAUUUUUUUCAUUUGUGAGCCUGUGCUCAGUGAUGGCCUAUGUGUUUUAGCAUUUCAGCUUUAGCCAGAUAUGUUUGGACCGACUUAUGUCUCACAAUCAACCUGGCUAAUGCCGAAGUUCUGUUCUAGCUGAAUGACUCCAGGAAUAGACGAUGGCAAAUGUAAAUGUAUGUGUAGUUAUUUUCUUUUUAUUUGUAUUUCAAUUCGUUUUAUAACACCAACUCAUACCAA